Messenger RNA from Stylonychia lemnae, 1257 nucleotides. The record is from the annotation of a GenBank genome assembly. NCBI's taxonomy places the organism in Eukaryota, Ciliophora, Spirotrichea, Sporadotrichida, Oxytrichidae.
AUGAGUCAAUUCACAGCUUAUCUUACAAACUGCCCGCUUCCGCCAUACCUUAGAAUGUAUAUAUACAAAGCUUUUGGACUUAUAUAUGGAGUUAAGUUUGAUGAGAUAAAGAUAUAAGACAUAAAUAAAUUCAGAACUUUCAAUUAAUUUUUCACAAGAGAGUUAAAGGAUGGAGUGAGACCAAUAGAAAAUGAGUUUAAUCAUAAGACAUUGUGCUCUCCUUGUGAUGGAAAAGUAUUAUCAUUCGGGCAAAUAGAUACAAUGACAUCAACUAUGGACUGUAUUAAGGGUCAUACUUAUAGACUCGAUGAGUUCUUAUUCGGAGUAAAAUCUCCAGAAAGUGUUGAUCCCAAGAAUAAAACACCUUCUGUAGUUGAUUCCUUGAUUGAAGGUGCUAAAGCUAGAGGGAAUUAGAUUAUGUACUGCAUUAUCUAUCUUGCACCUGGUGAUUAUCAUAGAUAUCAUAGCCCAGCUAAUUUCAUUGCAAAUUACAGGAGACAUAUUGCUGGCUAUCUUGAACCAGUAAGACCUGACUACUUACAAUUUAGUAAAGAUGUGAUUAAAAAUAAUGAGAGGGUCAACAUCUUAGGAGAAUGGACUCAUGGUUUGUUUGCGCUUAGUUUUAUUGGAGCCCUAAAUGUAGGAUCAAUUAUUGUAAACUUUGAUGAUACUCUUAAGUCUAACAUAAGAUCACCUGAGAUUCCAUACUAUAUAGAUAGAAACUAUCAAACUUUGAUGUAAUCUAGUAACAUUAUGAAAUUUCCUGUCAGAAAUAAGUUAAUAACAUAAGAGGGUGACCAAAUUACUGAGAAAGUUUAAGAUGACGAUCUAUUCUCUAUUAGUAAAUAUCUGUAGGAGUUUGAUAUAAAGGAUGUAGUUGAUAUCUCCAAGAAAGAGACAACAUUUAAAUACGAAAUCAGUAAGGAGUAGCAAUUCAAGUAUAAUGUUAUGAAUGGAUUUAAAGAUGAGGAAUAACUUGGAAAAAUGGCAAAUAAUAUCAAUGAACAAGAAAAGCAAGAGCUAUUGAGUAAAUUGGAAAAUCCAGAUGUCGAAGAGUUAUCGAGAGUUUAGAGAUACACUAUCACUAAUGCUGGAGUUAUUUUGAAGAAAGGAGAGGAGAUUGGAAUGUUUGAAAUGGGUUCCACAGUUGGAAUGAUUUUUGAGUGUCCAAAAGAUUAUGUUUUAAAUCUUAAAGAAGGCUAAAAAGUUGUGCUGGGUCAAGAAAUCUUAUCCUAAUAAGUACCGCCUUAACUCUGA